Onthophagus taurus is the source of this 2769-nucleotide messenger RNA. The record is from RefSeq and is a predicted model, not a curated record. NCBI's taxonomy places the organism in Eukaryota, Metazoa, Arthropoda, Insecta, Coleoptera, Scarabaeidae.
AUGUCAAAGAAACUCGAUAAACUGAUCUUGCGUCGUAACACUCUUUUAAGCCGCCUUUCGGAAUCGAUGAUAGCUGGUCGUGAUCUUCCCGAUGAUCCUUUUGAACAUGAUAUUUUUCUUCAAAGAGCCCAAGACUCUGAGGAGAUCUACAAAGAAUUCAAAUUACUACACAAUCAAAUCAUCGGUCUGAUAACCGAUGAAGACUUUGAAACUCACGAUCAAAUUCGUAAAGAAGCUGACAUUAAUUUUUACACCAUCAAAGCCCUCGUGCAUAAAUUAAAUCUAGUUUCUCAAAAACUACAAAUCGAUUUAUUAUUGGGUGCAGAAUUGGUCCCGAAGAUACUCACUGGUGGGCGUGUACUUGGGGAAUCUAGUGAUCCGGUUGCCGUUGAUUCCGUCUUCGGGUGGAUCGUGAUGGGACGUUCAAGUUCCUCUUCUGGAACUUCCAUAGCUACAUGCUUAUCGACAACGGAAUCAUCUCUCGAUCAUUCAAUUCAACGCUUUUGGGAAUUAGAAUCAAUUCCCAAAGAAGCUUCCUUAACCACAGAUGAAAAACAAUGCGAACGUCAUUUUGUGGAAAAUUAUAAGCGUACUGUUUCUGGACGCUUUGUCGUGUCAUUACCCUUUAAAAAUGAUAAACAAGUUUUAGGUCACUCUUAUCAAAUUGCAGUAAAACGUCUUACCUCCUUAGAGUUUCGUCUUUCAAAAAAUUCCUUAAUGCGUAAAGAGUACGUACAAUUCAUGAAAGAUUAUUUGGAGUCUGGUCAUAUGUCUGCUGUGCCGCCCCCUAAAACGCCGUUAUCAGAAGCUUAUUAUAUUCCCCAUCAUUGUGUCAUGCGCACUGACAGUCCUUCUACAAAGUUUCGAGUUGUUUUCGACGCUUCUAUGUCAACGUCCAAUGGAAAAUCUUUAAAUGAUCUCCUUCAUGUAGGACCUAAACUACAACAGGACAUUAGUCAAAUUUUAUUGUUGUUCCGAUGUUAUCCUUUCGCAUUUACCUGCGAUAUAAAGCAGAUGUACAGACAGAUCCUUAUAUCUCCAAUGCAAAGGGACUUUCAAAGAAUUCUGUGGCGAUUCUCUCCAGACAAUCCAAUACAAGAGUAUGUGCUUAAUACGGUAACUUAUGGCAUCUCCUCAGCUCCUUUUCUUGCCCUCAGAACACUUGUAGAAUUAUCAGACAUCUAUCAUCAGGAAUUUCCGAGAGCGUCCAAAGCCCUAAAACAUAAUAUUUAUGUUGAUGAUAUUGUAGUUAGUAGUCCAACAAUAGAAGAAGCACUAAAUUUACAAGAAGAAUUAAUAGCUUUAUUAAAAAAGGGGAAGUUUGAACUCCGUAAAUGGGCCAGUAACUGCCCUGAAAUUCUAAAUCUGGUUUCUGAGUCCGAUGUCCAACAACCUAUUUCGCUGGACUACGACGAAAUCAAUUAUAUAAAGGUUUUGGGUCUCCAAUGGGAUCCCUGUACAGAUGAGUUUAGAUAUUCAUAUUCAGCUAGAACGUCAAGUUGCACAAAAAGAAACAUCCUUUCUGAUGUGGCACGGAUUUAUGACCCGCUUGGCUUUUUAACUCCCUGUACAUUGAAGGCCAAACAUUUUAUUCAACAAUUGUGGCAAAUAAAAAGCGAUUGGGAUGAAAUCGCCCCUUCAUUGAUGGCCUCAAAUUGGAAUAAAUUUAAAUCUCAAUUGGAACUAUUAUCUGUAAUUCGUUUACCUCGAUUAAUGAUCCCAGACAAUUCUAGUUCUCUUCAACUUCACGUCUUUUGCGAUGCUUCUCAGGUGGGCUACUGUGCAGUGGCGUAUUUGCGUAGCCAAUAUUCCUCUCAAGUUGUCAGCACUUCCUUUGUUUGUGCCAAAUCCCGCGUAGCCCCAUUGAAAGUCAUAUCGGUUCCUCGCCUUGAGCUCUGCGGAGCUACUCUUUUAGCCGAUCUGGUUAAGAAUGUUCUUGAAUAUCUAUCACCUACAAUAAAAAUAGAUUCUGUUACUGCUUGGACAGACUCUCAGGUAGUGCUAAAUUGGAUUAAUUCCGAACCUUGUACAUGGAAAGUGUUCAUCGCAAAUCGCGUCAGUCAUAUUCAAGAAAUUGUUCCGUCGGAGUCAUGGAGAUAUGUUCCGUCUCUCGAAAAUCCUGCUGAUUGUGGCUCGCGGGGAUUUUAUCCUGGUCAAUUGUCAACAUUUGAUUUAUGGUGGAAGGGUCCAUCUUGGUUGAUUGACGACAGCAACAAUUGGCCUGCCAAUCCAAUUCGUAAUUUUAUUCAAGAAGAUAUCCUUAAAGAAAAAAGAACGAUUACAGUUAAUUCUACUGAAACACAACUGUCAUUUUUUGAUCAUUUACUUACCAAAUUUUCUUCCUUGUCAAAGGUUAAACGUAUCAUUGCCUACAUGAGGCGGUUUAUUACUCAAAUUCAACGAAAAAGAUCAUCUUAUUCCAUAUUAUUAUCUCCUAUUGAACUUCAGAGUGCUCUCUAUUCAAUUAUAAAACAUGUACAACAUCAACACUUUCCGGAUGUAUAUCAAGCCAUCUUAAAAAAUCAAUUACCUAAAAAACCAUUCCAUAAGCUGGCUCUAUUUAUUGACCGAGAUGGAUUGAUGAGGGUGGGUGGACGCUUGAAGAAUUCGGACAUGCCAUUUGAACAGAAACAUCCUUUGUUACUUCCAAGUGACUCCCGAUUGAGCGAAAUGAUAAUUGAAAAAACCCAUCAGUCAUUUUUACAUCCAGGACUUCGUACUUUACAUUGCCUUCUUUUACAACAGUUUUGGAUUGUUUCUGCGAGAAAG